This is a messenger RNA of Aspergillus mulundensis, 951 nucleotides long. RefSeq lists its product as uncharacterized. Gene Ontology annotation, molecular function: aldose reductase (NADPH) activity. Lineage: Eukaryota; Fungi; Ascomycota; Eurotiomycetes; Eurotiales; Aspergillaceae. The transcript is spliced from 3 exons. Bases 1 to 951 code for a protein of 316 amino acids. The record is from RefSeq and is a predicted model, not a curated record. Gene Ontology annotation, cellular component: cytosol.
AUGGCUACCGAGACAUUCACCCUAAACACAGGUGCAAAGAUCCCAGCCGUGGGCUUCGGCACAUGGAAGGCCGGACCUGGCGAAGCAGCGGCCGCAGUGCAGGCUGCUUUUGAUGCAGGGACUGCGCUCCUCUAUGUACGCUGUACCAUCAUGCACACUACCGAGCACAGGCUAACCUCAACAGACGGCAACGAGGCAGAGAUCGGCCAGGUGUUCAAGAAUACCAAAGUACCGCGCGAGGAGUACUUUGUCACGACGAAGCUAUGGUCCUCCGACCACCGCCGCGUCGCAUCCGCACUGGACAAGUCCCUCCGCGAUCUCAACCUCACCUACGUGGAUCUCUACCUGAUGCACUGGCCCGUGACACUCGACCCAUCUCCAAAUGACGCGAACUACGGCCAAGAAGACCGCACUGUGCAUGCGAAGAGCUGGGAUUUCCGCGAUACAUGGCGCGCGAUGGAAAAGCUAAUUGAUACGGGCAAAGUCAAGGCAAUUGGCGUUGCGAAUUUCUCGACCCUUAAUCUGAAGAAACUGCUGGAGACCGCGAAGGUUGUCCCAGCCGUAAACCAAACCGAGAUCCAGCCGCUGCUUCCGCAGGAUAAACUCCAUGCUUUUUGCGAUGAACAUGGGAUCCAUCAGACAGCGUUUGGACCGUUGGGUGGAUCGGGAAGUACACUACACCAACAACCGGUCAUUGCCUCAAUUGCGAAAAGAAGAGACUGCGAUACGGGAAACGUAAUGCUCAGCUGGGGCAUUCAGAAAGGAUGGAGCGUCAUACCCAAGAGCACGAAUCCAGCGCGAAUUGAGAAGAACCUGAAGGGGAACUUUGUGCUUGAUGAGGCCGAGAUGAUGGAGAUGGAUGGAUUGGCGGUGCCGAAGGGGAAGAGGUUCAAUCGGCCGAAUUGGGGGACGGUGGUUUUCCAUGAUGACGAGGCGGUUGACUUGGAGUAG